Molecule: messenger RNA, 1237 nt
Organism: Teleopsis dalmanni
Lineage: Eukaryota; Metazoa; Arthropoda; Insecta; Diptera; Diopsidae
Exons: 6
Coding region: 84-899 (271 amino acids)
Source: RefSeq, a predicted model, not a curated record
AGUUCAAUUCUGCUUGCAGGCCGUGAUGGUUUAAGAUUCUAAAUCUUGGAAAAUAUAACUCCACUCAUCGAAACUACAGGAAUAUGUGCCGGUUUAUUUUAUUAUUAUUUAUUGUGAAAUCUGUGUAUUGUCAAGACUGUUAUCUAUCGAAACCCCCCGAUUUCAUAGACGAAUGUAAAAUACAGGAAAAAAAUUUCAUCAACUGCUCAACUAAGAGCAUUCAAAAAUUAUUCGAUAAAUUAAAUGAUGGAAUUCCUGGUCUGAAUAGUAUUAAAAGUUUUGAUCCAUUUCAUUUGAAUCGCAUUAAAAUAUCGCAGGGUAACAGCAACGCCAUCAACUUGAAAGUGGAACUGUCAAACGUUAAAAUUAUUGGUUUUGGAAGAACGAACGUAUUAGAGAGUAUUGUUUACCCAAAGGACUUUAGUUGGAAGACCACUUUUGUAUUGCCUGUAAUGAAAUUGCAAGGUGACUACAAUCUUAUUGGACGUAUUUUACUAAUUCCACUAAAUGGACGUGGACAAGUUUUCUUAGAUGCCGAUAAUAUGACAAUCAUAAUGCACUCCAAGACACGCCUUUAUGAAAAGGCAGGCUUUACAUUCUACAAUGUAACAAAUUGUGAUGUUGAUUUUAAGAUAGAUGGACUCAAAUCAUAUUUCUCAAAUUUAUUCAAUGGAAAUAAGCAUUUAGAGGAUAGCACAAAUAAAUUUUUCAACGAUAAUUGGCGUAUGCUUGCCGAUGCAUUGUACUCUGUCAUCACGCAAACCAUUGAGGACGUACUGCUCGAUGUGUUAAAGAAGAUAUUUCAUUACAUACCAGCUAACUUUUUCAUAAGUGAUAUUCCGACGCCUGAAGAAUUGUACGGAAAGAGCCAAUUUAAGGAAAAAGGACACACAGAAUAACAUUUAUGAACUUAUAUAAAUAAGAAAAUCGUUAAAAAUAUUAUAACACUAUCUUCUUAAGCCUAAAAUUAUGUUAUAUUUAAUUUUAUGAGACAAUGAAUUGCUAUAACAAUUCAAUUUAGAAGCAAUAACAAUCUUGUUGCGCUAUAAAACCUCAAUUUGAGUUUGUGUAAUGUGCAAUUUGAUAACACGACAACACAAAAUUCGACUCCACUCGACCUGCAUACAAAUUAUAACAAAGUUUUUAUACAAAAUUUGUAAAUGUCGAUUAAUGAGGAAUAAAUUUGCAUUUAUUGCACAUAAUUGUGUGAUAAUAAUUUUUAAUAAAACACCAAAAU